This is a messenger RNA of Paramecium sonneborni, 1041 nucleotides long. The record is from the annotation of a GenBank genome assembly. NCBI's taxonomy places the organism in Eukaryota, Ciliophora, Oligohymenophorea, Peniculida, Parameciidae.
AUGAAAAAUUAAACCAAUUAAUCAGAGAUUUGUUAAUAUUGUAAUUUAAGUGAUUGUGAAUGUUCAGACUAAGAUGAUUGGGAUAGUUGUGAUUCACCUAAACCUAAAACACUAUAUUCUUUCAAAGAAAUCAAUUUACAAAACAAAUCAUUAUUAGCUGAAAUCAGAAUCAUUUGCAAAAAUUUAAUUUAUGUUAUUGGAUUAGCACCUAAUAUUGCUAAAGAAGAUGUAAUUUCAUAUUUUUAUUACAGCAAUUAAAAAAACUUGAAUAUUUUGGUCAAUAUGGAUAAAUCUAAAAAUUAAUUGUGAUACAAAGUAACACUUUCAAUCCUCCAUCUCAUGCUGCUUAUAUUACUUAUCGAAAUGAAUAAGAAGCAUCUUUAGCAAUCUUAGUAAAUAUAAUUAUUAUUUAUUUGUUUUGGCAUGUGAAAAAUUUCCAUUACACGACAGAUAAGUUAAAGCUUCCUUUGGAACUACCAAAUAUUGUACAAACUUCUUAAAGGGUCAAUAAUGUAAAAUUAAAGAUUGUGUCUACUUACAUUAACACCCAAAAGACAAAGACAAUACAUAGGUAUUAAAAAAAGUAUGUAAUUUUAAUCAUAUUUAGGAAGAAAUGAAUAAUUCUAAGUGGUUAUUUUCUUAUUCAUAAAAAUUAGCUUAAACUAACUUCAAAAAGUUUUACACAAAAAUCAAUUACAAAAAUGCUCUCCAAAAAUCAAUAUUUCCAACCACAUAAAAUAUUUUAGAUAAUAUGAUAAAAGAAAGAAUUGUUGAUCCAAUCUAAUAACAAUAAUAAAUUAAUUUUUAAUGGGAAGAAAUUAAAGAAACUUAAUAACAAUAAGAACUAUUAUAACCUAUAUAGUAAAAAUCAAUUGAUAUUGAAAAAAGAGUGGAAGCUGUUAUUCUAAAAAGUAUUUAUCUUUUCUAUUUUUAGUGGAUGGAGAUGGUAAUAGUAACUCGAGAUUCAAAUUUACAAAUAGUAAAAAUGUCCCAUAAGAUUAUGAGGCAAUAUAAUAAAUAAAAUAAUAUCUACAAAAAUGA